Messenger RNA from Lampris incognitus (smalleye Pacific opah), 736 nucleotides. Its product is annotated as fatty acid-binding protein, liver-like. The transcript is spliced from 4 exons. Bases 1 to 381 code for a protein of 126 amino acids. Lineage: Eukaryota; Metazoa; Chordata; Actinopteri; Lampriformes; Lampridae. Gene Ontology annotation, cellular component: nucleus; cytosol. Gene Ontology annotation, molecular function: fatty acid binding. Gene Ontology annotation, biological process: fatty acid transport. The record is from RefSeq and is a predicted model, not a curated record.
AUGGACUUCAACGGCACAUGGAAGAUUUAUUCUGAUGAGAACCUUGACGAGUUCCUCAAAGCUAUAGCUGCACCUGAAAUGGUGGUUAAAAUGAUGAAGGACGUCAAACCAUUGACAGAGAUAGAGCAGAAUGGCCAAGACUUCACCGUUAAAGUGAAGACUCUCCUGUGCACCCAUGUCAACUCAUUCAGCAUAGGACGAGAGGCAGAAAUCACUGCCAUGGAUGGGAGAAAGAUUAAGUGCACCAUAAAAGGGGAAAAUGGGAAGCUUUUCGUUGAAACAGAGAAGUUCACCUCUGUCCGAGAAAUCCAAGGAGAUGAGAUGAUUGAGACAAUCACUGCUGGCUCUGUAACCCUCAUCAGGAGAAGCAAACGAGUGUAAUCAGCACCAAGCAUCAGCACGGAUUCUCGGACAAGUCUUUCUCUUAUUAAGACUUCACAUGUUCACUUGUGACCUACUACUACUACUUUCGGCUGCUCCCGCUAGGGGUCGCCACAGCGGAUCAUCCGUUUCCAUCUCUUCCUGUCCUCUGCAUCUUCCUCUGUCACACCAGCCAACUGCAUGCCCUCUCUCCCCACAUCCAUAAACCUCCUCUCUGGCCUUCUUCCUCUUUUCCUCUUGCCUGGCAGCUCCAUAUUCAGCAUCCUUCUCCCAAUAUACCCAGCAUCUCUCCUCCACACAUGUCCAAGCCAUCCCAAUCUUGCCUCUCUUGCUUUGUCUCCAAACCUGAGCUGUC